AUUGAACUGAAUCGAGAUCAGCCGAACCGACCCUAGCCUAACCAAGUCCAGUCGAACCGUGCCCAGGCGGGUCCACAACCGCAGCGCAUCCCGCCGGGGCCGAGCCGAGCCGAGCCGAGCCGAGCCGAGCCGAGCCGAGCCGAGCCGAGCCAUGCAACUGGCCCUGCUGGCCCGGCUGCUGUCCGUCGGGCGGGCGGCGCUGGCGGCGCUGCGAGGGCGCCUGUGCGCGCUGUGCUGGAGCCUGGCUCCCCUGCCCCUGCCCCUACCCCUGUCCCUGCCCCUGCCCCGCUGGCGGGACUCGGCCCCCCGGCCGCAGCGGGAGCAGGAAUGGGACAACACGACCCCGACACCCACCAGCGUCAACUACCACUUCACCCGGCAAUGCAACUACAAGUGCGGCUUCUGCUUCCACACGGCCAAGACCUCCUUCGUGCUGCCCCUGGAGGAGGCCAAGCGGGGGCUGGCGAUGCUCAAGGAAGCAGGGAUGGAGAAAAUCAAUUUUUCGGGAGGAGAACCGUUUAUUCAGGACAGAGGCGAAUUUGUAGGCAAAAUGGUCCAGUUUUGCAAGCAGGAGUUGGAGCUCCCAAGUGUGAGCAUCGUUAGCAAUGGCAGCCUGAUCAGAAAGCAGUGGUUCGAGAAGUACGGUGAAUAUUUAGAUAUUCUGGCAAUUUCAUGUGAUAGUUUUGAUGAGGAUGUCAAUGUUUUAAUCGGUCGUCGUCAAGGAAAGAAGAACCAUGUGGAAAAUCUACUUAAACUGAGACAGUGGUGCCGAGAGUAUGCUGUUGCUUUUAAAAUAAAUUCAGUCAUCAACAGAUUUAAUGUUGAGGAAGAUAUGAAUGAGCAGAUCAAGGUGCUCAACCCUGUGCGCUGGAAGGUAUUCCAGUGCCUGCUUAUUGAAGGGGAGAACAGUGGUGAGGAUGCUCUAAGAGAAGCAGAAAAGUUUGUUAUCAGUGAUGAAGACUUUGAUCGGUUCCUGGAUCGCCACAAAGGUGUCUCCUGUUUGGUACCUGAAUCUAAUCAGAAGAUGAGGGAUUCAUACCUCAUUCUGGAUGAAUAUAUGCGUUUUCUAAACUGUAGAAAUGGACGGAAAGAACCUUCCAAGUCUAUUCUGGAUGUUGGUGUAGAAGCAGCUAUAAAAUUCAGUGGAUUUGAUGAAAAGAUGUUCCUAAGAAGAGGAGGAAAGUAUGUGUGGAGUAAAGCCGAUAUGAAACUGGACUGGUGACUCAAUAUACUGAGUUAGGCAGUGCAUUCUGUAAAAAUAGGUGUAUAUUUAUAGGUGAGUGUAUACUUGUAUCCAAUGCUUUUAAAAACACUUGGUAUUUUACACAGCCUGAUAUUCAGUAUAACUCCCUAUAUUAGAAUAAUUUACUUUUUUUUAAAAUGCAGAUUACACUAUUAUUUUCUAGAGCAUGACCAAAUACUUUCAGAGCUUUCACAGGAACAGAUCUCUGAAAUAAACUUUCUAGUCCAUUGCACCAAGGACUUAAAGGAAAACUGUUUUUAUAAAAUACUACAUGAGUGUGCAUGCCAGAUAACAAACCAAAAAACACCCCAAUCACUCUAAACAGCUGUAAUGAUGGAGAAGUCAAGAUUCUUACCAGGAAAUGCAUUCUGCCUGUUUCCCAGGGAAAGAGGAAUUGCAAUUCCUGGGUAGAUCACUGGAGGGCCAGCUGGCAGGCCUCUGGAAGCACCCUCUGCUUUUUUCAGCGGUAAUAGAGGGUCAGAAUCUAGGUAUCAUUAAGUAAUAAUGUAUUUUAAAGGAAAAUAAGGUGAAAAACUGGCAAUUUUUAUUGUUUUAGACUUAAUUGUAACAGCAUCUUCUCCCUCUCCUCUGUAUACAUGCACAAGAUUUGCAAAAAAUGUUUGGGGAUGUAAUUUUCCGUGAAAACAUUUUUUGUCAUGAAAAUAUAUUGUAUCCAUUCCUAAAACCUAGAGGUACAUUUUACCUAAUGAUAAACAACAUUAUAUUUCAC
Hirundo rustica (Barn swallow) is the source of this 1973-nucleotide messenger RNA. It is a transcript of the gene RSAD2, whose product is annotated as radical S-adenosyl methionine domain containing 2. NCBI's taxonomy places the organism in Eukaryota, Metazoa, Chordata, Aves, Passeriformes, Hirundinidae. The transcript has 6 exons. The coding region runs from base 152 to 1222 and encodes 356 amino acids. The record is from RefSeq and is a predicted model, not a curated record. Gene Ontology annotation, cellular component: endoplasmic reticulum membrane; lipid droplet; mitochondrion. Gene Ontology annotation, biological process: defense response to virus; positive regulation of immune response. Gene Ontology annotation, molecular function: 4 iron, 4 sulfur cluster binding; catalytic activity.